UGACAUUUUAUUCCAGCUCAACAUAUCAGCUGUGCAGGCCUAAAUUUUAAGCAUUUUAACAACAAUAAUUUUCGACUAAAUAUCAAUAAAAAAAUAGUCUUGCUAUCCAAACAGUCUGAAAUUCUGUCAGUCUUGCAACAAAUAGUUCAGGUUAUCAUGGCCAGUUGCGAUGUGCAAGCCACUCCAUCGGAUGAGAAUAAAAAUGAGGACCCAGCGCAAGGCGAAACGAAGGCCGAAUCAGUUACUAAAUUCGAAGCACGAAUUACAAAAAGAGGAACUGUCCAUCAGCCAACGAGGAUUCCGGGACCCGUACGCUUGGAUGAGAACGGUAGCUACAUCCAAACAAGUACUCGAAAGUACAACUCUCUGAUGAAGACGCUGCAGACGAGGAGCGAGAUGGACGAUAGUUUCAGCAGCACCAGCACACUGGUGAACACAACUGAGGAUUCUGGCGUCCAAAUGGAUUGCUCAAUAACUGUCGACGACAAUGAUUCCAGUUCUGAAAUUCUAACCCAGUCGAGCAACUCCACGCCAUGCGAACAGCGCAGCUCGGAGACAAUCGCGACCAGUGGAAGUCUGGAUGAACUGGAGGCCGCCGAACAGCAGACGUUGAGGGUGCUGCAACGCGCCGUGGCCGAAAUGGAGGCAGAUGUCGCAUUGCACGCUGAGAUACUCGAAGAACAGAUCAAGCUUGAGCUGGAAAACCAAUUGAAUUUACACAUUGAGAACGAAGUCCAAAAGGAGAUUGAAAAGACGCUGAUGCAACAAACAAUGGAUCAGCAGGAACAGCAGCAGCAGCAGCAAGAUGAGGAGCAGCAAGAACACCAACAGUCAGAAACGGAAUCUAUUCAGGAGCUUGAAUUUGAGCUAGAGCUAAAUCUGCAGUUGAUGCCGGAGCUAACAAAUCUCCAAUCGGAUUUCAUCGAUCUGUGUCAGCCCCUGGACGGCGAACAAACGAGCAAUUCAUGUCCCAGGGCUGGCACUCGCGACCGAAAGCACGUGCGAGUGGAGGAACUGCUUGAGGCAGAGCAUGACAUGGAGCUGCUGCACAAGCUGCUCCAAAUCGACAACGAUCAGUACACUGGAGAGAUGGGUGAUCUGGCACAGCCCCAUGAGAUCCAGUGUCUGCCCGACCUGAAUGCUGGCAGGGAUAUGCUAGUCAACCUGGAUAGAUUCACGACUGAGGACGGGUCUGAGUGGCAUCGAAAGCGAGUGAGCAUCUUUCAAUCGCUGCUGCAGAUUUUCUGCGGAAACCACAUCCGCAGACUGAGCUACCCCUUACUAUUUUGUGGCAUGGCUGUCGGUUUGAUUUAUUACUUUCGUAAGAAUUAGGGAAUUGUAGGCGUACACAUUUUAAAAUUCAACCACACAAAUUCCUGAGCUUUGUAUAUGCACGACGAACCGCAACAAAAUCGAACUCACCUUGAGCUCUCAAAAUUACAUUUAUUUUUAUAGAAACCAAAAAAAUAAAAAGAAAAAAAAAAAUACCAAAACAAUAGCAAAAAUAUCGCCAAUACAGGCACAAAUCCGACGACGCUACAAAAACUCCCAAAGUAUAAAUCACUGUUCUCGGAACUGAACAAAGCUAUUGUAUCAAAAUGAUAUAUAUAGUAUAUAGUCAUAUAUGUAUGUAUAUAUAUUGUAGCAAACACCCAAAAGCAAUAAAUAAACCAUCAAGCGUUAUUUUAGCAGUUUCGAAAAUUAUAAAAAAAAAAAGUAAAAAAUGUGUAACUGAGACUUAAAUUAAGCGAAGCGUAUGAAAAAGCAAGGAAUCGCAAAAGAUUACCUCACACAAUAGAUAUUUAGUCUUCGGAUAAUAAAUUGUAAUAGUGCUGAUACACAUUUAUAAGUUUCUAGUUGCCCUCUUAAGGUAAUCAAUAUUGUGUUUUAUAUAUCUGAGAAUUUUUUGGAAUUUGGAAGGAUGACGGGAUAUAUUUUCACGAUGCUUAAAUUAAAAAAGCUUCUGCAAAGCAGAUAAAACUAAAUAAUUAUAGGGUAGUUCGUCAAUAUUUGUAGAACAAAGCAAUAUGUACAUACAAUGCUGUUAUCUGUAUAAGAAAUAUUAUAUACAAAAAUCGAAAUACGUAUGGCUAUGUGGAAAUUGUCAAUAUGUCUUUAAGCGUGUCAAAAUGCCAACAAAUUUUAGGAAAUUUCGGGGCCUAAUUUAAAUUAUUUUUUGUUAUUUUGUUUUUUGUUUAAAAUCGGGGACAGAAAUGGCUGCCAUUGAAUCCGUUGUGAUAGCCGGAUUUGUGCAUUUAGUAAUUCGAUUUGCUUUGUAUGUAACACCCCAAACCGUGCUAAAGACGCCAGGCCCAGCAACGCCCACGUUCAUCAUCUGCUUGGCGCUAAUGGAUCUCAUCUAUCAUACUCGCAUAGUACCGCAACGCUUCGAUGAUAUGUCAGCGAUGUUUAAGUAUGUUUUUGAAUCUGUGACGGUCAUCUUCCUACUCGAGCUGGGUAUGCUGCUUUGGGAAUCGAUCGAGCAUACAAUUUUCCUAGUUGUCAAAGGAUCGCUACUGUCCAUGAAAGUGAUCUCGAGACCAACAUAUUACAAGCAGCAGAACGUGAUAAUCGGCGCCUUCACUCUGCCGCUGUCUCUGGUGAUAUUUGCUGCAGUUGAGCAGUCCCAUAAUAACCAAUAGAAAAACAAAAAACAAAUAACAAACUAUAUUAAAGGCAUAACAACUUAA
Messenger RNA from Drosophila mojavensis, 2690 nucleotides. Its product is annotated as forkhead box protein P2. The record is from RefSeq and is a predicted model, not a curated record. The coding region runs from base 157 to 1332 and encodes 391 amino acids. The transcript is spliced from 2 exons. NCBI's taxonomy places the organism in Eukaryota, Metazoa, Arthropoda, Insecta, Diptera, Drosophilidae.